This is a messenger RNA of Prorocentrum cordatum, 1485 nucleotides long. The record is from the annotation of a GenBank genome assembly. NCBI's taxonomy places the organism in Eukaryota, Dinophyceae, Prorocentrales, Prorocentraceae.
AUGGCCAUCGCGCCUUGCGCCUCGCGGCCAGCACACGGCCUCUCCACGGCCGUGGGCAAAUCGUUGGUCUUCUUCAAGCUGCCCGCUUUCGAGAGGCUCAAGUUUGCAAGACACGAGCUCUUGAUCAAGAGCUCCACGCUCAUACAGGCGCACUGGAGGCGGAUGAUCCAGAGAAAGACCUACAAGGCCAUCCUGGUGUACGCGCGCCACAUCCAGGCCCUCAUGCGCGGCAAGCAGGCCCGCGAGGAGCUGCGCGCGUUCCAGCAGGUGCACGCCGCCUGCAGGCUGCAGGCGUUCGCCAGGAAGCUCGUAGAGAAGUCAAAGUUCCGGGCGAUUGUGAAGAAGAUCAUCAAGAUCCAGGCCGUUCGACGUGGGAUGAAAGGUCGUCGCUACGCCGCCGAGUACAAGAAGCACUACAGCGCCACCCAGAUCCAGCGGUCAUGGAAGCGUCGCCAGGAGUCGAGGCUCUUCAACACGCUCCGGACUGCGAUCAAGGUGGCGCAGCAGCGCUGGAGAAUGCACCAUGCGAAGACGCAGAGGAAGGCGCUGGCGCAAGAGCAGAAGGAAGCGGGGGCCCUCAUGGCAAAGAACCAGAAGGCGAUGGAGCAGCUGGCCGAGACUCGCAAGAGGAACGAGGAACUGGAGGCCCAGCACCUGAUGCUGCAGUCCGAGAAAGACAAGCUGGACCAGAGGGUGAAGCAGCUCGAAGAAGAGGUGCAGAAGAAGGUGCAGGAGCUGGAGGCGGAGAAGAAGAACUCCGAGGAGCAGGCCAGGCUUGCGGCCGAGCAGGCGGCCGAGAUGAUCGAGCAGCAGAAGGCCCUGGUGAACUCGAAGGAGCUCGAGGAGAAGGACGCCGAGCUGGCGAAGGUGAACGCCGAGCUGGCCAGUACGAAGGAGAUGCUCGCCAAGAAAGAGGAGGACCUACAGCAGUCCGACUCCCGCUACCAGUCUCUGCUGAGGAACACUGCGGCGCAGUCGAUGGCGAACUUCAAGGGGCCGGCACCACUUCCGUCCACGACAGGCGGCGCCACCAUCAACCGGAGCGUCACCUCCAACAGGAACGUGUUCAUCCAGCUCAUCGGUGCCGCGGGCGUCGGGAAGACCAAGCUGCUGGAGGCCCUGAUCAGGGAGCUCGACCCCUCUCAACUGCCGAAGGUCAGCGAGAUGGAGACGAACCUGCUGGCACACCACUGCUUCCAGGUCGGCGACCGCACCAUCAAGGUGCUGGACUGCAAGUCGAACGUGCGCGCCCAGCAUCUGGUCAAGGAGUGGUUUCCGCGCUCUCAGUUCGUCUUCCUGGUCUACGACCUGUCCAGGCCCGAGACCUUCGACUACGUGCUGGAGCACCUCCCGGAGGUUUCGCAGGCUCGCGCGAAGCCGGUCCUGUUCGGGAACAAGUGGAGCAUCGAGAACGAGAACAAGCAGCUCAAGGUCGACGUGACCCAGGCCAAGGACAGCGCCGUGCGCCACGCGGGCUUCGCCCAG